AUGAGCGCCGGCGACGCCGUGUGCACGGGCUGGCUCGUCAAGUCGCCCCCCGAGAGGAAGCUGCAGCGCUACGCCUGGCGCAGGCGCUGGUUCGUGCUGCGGCAGGGCCGCCUAAGUGGCGACCGCGACGUCCUGGAGUACUACCGCAGCCAACGCGCUCGCAAGCCCAUCCGCACCAUCGACCUCAGCGAGUGCGCCGUCUGGAAGCACGCGGGCCCGGGCUUCGUUCGUAAGGAAUUCCAGAACCAUUUCGUGUUCAUUGUCAAGACUGCAGCUCGCACGUUCUAUCUGGUGGCCAAGACGGAGGAAGAAAUGCAGGUGUGGGUGCACAGCAUCAGUCAGGUCUGCAACCUCGGCCACCUGGAUGACAGCGCAGAUUGUGUGGAGAGUGGCUCUCACGCGCCUUGCUGCGUGCAGCCCUCUGCCUCCAGCUCCCUUUGCACCGCCCCUGCUGUCAGCUCCCUGCCAAGAGAUGACCCAAGCACUAGUACUGUAGCCACUGAGGAAACCGGAAGUGAGUCAGAGCUUCUCUUCCUUCCUGAUUAUCUGAUUCUAUCCAACUGCGAGACGGGAAGACUGCACCACGCCAGUGUCCCCACCAGAUGUGACAGCUGGUCAAACUCGGAGCGCUCACUGGAACAGGUGUCCUUCGACGAUGUUUUUGUGGACGGCCCGCAGACACUGCCCUCCGGGAACCUGGCCUGCCCCUCACGCCCUGGGAACAGUCCUCAAGAGGCCCCUUCCACAAGGCCCCCGGCUGCCCUGAUCUGCACGAGACAUGUCAAUGGACCGUCCAGGGACCACUUUUCUUUACCAGUGCUGGAAACGUCCUUAAACUCCACCGUCCAGGUAGAUCAAAACCAAGCUUCCUUGCCCUGUGGGGUAAAAGAACUAGAUGUUAUGUCCAACACGCCACCUCCCCGCCCCCCUAAGCCAAGCCAUCUCUCUGAACGGCGCCACGAGGAGCAGCUCCUGUGCGGUGGGCGCAGUAGCAUCAAGAAGCCAGAAGGCACUGUGGUACCGAGAAGAAUCUCUCUCUCUGGUUUAGAUAACAUGAGAACCUGGAAAGGUGAUGUAGAAGGCCAAUCUUUAAGACACCGAGAUAAGCGGCUAAGUUUAAAUUUGCCGUGCAGGUUCUUCCCGAUGUCCCCUCCAGCUUCCGCCAGCACUGAGGACAGCUACGUGCCCAUGAGCCCCCAGCCCGCCGCCUCUGCUCUCGGACCCCACUGCAGCCCUGACGACUACAUCCCAAUGAGCUCAGGAAACAUCUCCAGCCCAUUGCCCAAGCUCCCGGUGGACCUGGAGCCUCCCCCCGUGAAUAGAGAUCUCAAGCCUCAGAGGAAACCACGGUCACCUCCCCUGGACCUGAAAAGCCUCUCCACCAUCCGGGAACACACGUCUCUCACCAGGACCCGCACUGUGCCUUGCAAUCGAACCAGCGUUCUCUCUCCAGAAAGAAAUGGUAUUAAUCCUGCAAGGUUGUUUGCCAAUUCUGUUUCCAGAGAAGAGGAGCAAAGCGACGUGCAAAUGGAGGAGCACGGAGAAGCCAACUUGCUGAGCAGUGGAGCUCUGGCGUGGACAAGGAAAUUCAGCCUGGACUAUUUAGCCCUGGACUUCAACUCAGCGCCACCAGCCCCUGUGCAGCAGAAACUUCUCUUUUCAGAGGAGCAAAGAGUAGACUACGUCCAAGUGGAUGAGCAGAAGACGCAAGCUCUCCAGAGCACCAAGCAGGAGUGGACGGACGAGAGGCAAUCCAAGGUGUAA
Lipotes vexillifer (Yangtze River dolphin) is the source of this 1764-nucleotide messenger RNA. RefSeq names its product GRB2 associated binding protein 3 (gene GAB3). The record is from RefSeq and is a predicted model, not a curated record. Gene Ontology annotation, biological process: signal transduction. Gene Ontology annotation, molecular function: signaling adaptor activity. Gene Ontology annotation, cellular component: cytoplasm. The transcript has 10 exons. Lineage: Eukaryota; Metazoa; Chordata; Mammalia; Artiodactyla; Lipotidae. The coding region runs from base 1 to 1764 and encodes 587 amino acids.